GUUGUUAUUUCUGUUUUUCUUUUUUAUUAUUAAACAAUAGAAGCUCAUCUAGACAAAAGAGUUACCCGUGAAUUUUUUGGACGAAUAAAUAUAAAAUUAAGACAAAGAGGCAAUGAACCAAUUGGUAGAGGUGCGAACAGCUGAUGUCUGAUAUUACAGAUGGGGAUACUUCCCGGACAAGGGAGUAAACAACCCUCUAAAGGGAAAAAGCGAGGGUGUUUCGAAAGUUGCUGCUCAGUUGCGAUUUGCAUGUGCUCCCGUGGAGAUAAGCUGCUCCUCAUCUCCGCUCAAUAAUUUUCCGACUGCAGAAAAAAACCCAAUCGCGGAGCAACAACAAAUGCUGGAAUAUAGACACCACUAGCCGUGCCUCCGCAGCGCCGCCGCCAAGUGCAAAUGCCGUGAUGUCUCGGACGUUGUGAAAUAAAAAAGCACUUGCCACUCUACAUCGACAUUCGUCAUCCGAAAGCGUAGGAAUCCCCUACAGGAUUUGGGAUGGCUCUCGCCAGUGCCGCCGCCGCCCUUUUGAAGGGAUCGCAAACGCCACUGCAGCAGCUCCUGGAGGAUAUCAACUUCCAGCGCACUAAGGAGAUGCGGCAGUUGCUCAAGGACGAUGGCGGUUUUGUGGUCCUUCAAGGGACCACCUACUGGACGGACCUGUUCGUGCGGCACUUCCUCUUCCAGACAGAGCCCGUGCACAGCAUCGACUCGGAUGAUUUGCUCUUCUUUGUGCGCAAGAAGCACGUGAAGAGCUCCUCACGCCACAUGCCAAAAUUUGAGACUGAAGUGGAGGUAUUCCGCAAGGACUCGCGCAAACUGCCCAUCGGCGAUCCCGAUGUGGACUGGGAGGAAACGGUCUAUCUCAACAUGGUCAUCCAUCAGUUCGAUUACACACUGACACUGGCCAUUUGUACCAGAACCUCGCCCAAGGAGCUCCAGGUGCUGAGACGGCACUCGCAGAGGGUCUACGCCAGUCCCAGUCGACGAAAGAUGGACACCAAGGGCGAGGGCGAGGAGAUCACGUAUCCGCACAUCUGCUUCAUGGUCGACAACUUCGACGAGGUGUUCAGCGAUAUUUUGGUGCGCGACGGGGAGAUGGUGUGCGUGGAGCUGGUGGCCAACGACAAGGAUGGAGCCGUUCAGGGGGUGAUCUUCCUGGGAUCCAUACGCUACGAUGCCCUGAAGAAGGUCUACGAUGCCAGGCAAUCCAGUCUGAGCUCCAAGGUGGCGCAGCGCAUGUCAUUCGGCCUUUUUAGUAGUGGCGCCGGCGUGCAAACGCGCUGUGAGUUUGUCCGGAUGAAGGGACCACAGGGGAAGGGCCAUGCCGAGAUGGCGGUGACCAAGCCAAAGGGUUCCGGAGUGGAGACGCCCACCAGUGAGCCGGGAUUUUGCGCCACCGACAUGUGGGACGAGUGGGAAGAGGAGAACGACGACUACUGCACUUACCGACAUCAGCGACGGCUCAGCGAUCCCAGCGCCAACCUGAACAACUUCUCGCGCUACGGCUGGCGCACCAAGAACUCGAGUAACCAAGACAUGGUCGGCAGCGGCACGAGUCCCAACGUGGGAGCCAAGGCGCGCUCGGAGAACGAGGGACUGGACUCGCUGGCCAGCGAGGUGUCCGAAAUCGAGGCGGGUGAUCUGCGCGAUGAUCAGCAACGUCCUGCUUUCUCGGCCUCCGCGGCAAAACUGCACCCAAAUCCGAACUGUGAGACCCACAAACUCGCGGCUGGUGACCAAGAAACGUUGCCCCCAGAAUCUCUAAGCGAGAGCAUCUCCGCCGCUCCAGCGGCAGCUGCUGUUCCGGCUGUGACCCCGCCUCCGUUGAGUGCUGCGGUGGAAGUCACAGUCGCCGGCGAUAGCAACGGAGCAGGACAAAGCGCAUCCACGGGCUGCAACUGCUUCGGCGGCAAGAAGUGCAAGAAGCGCUGGGCGUCGGCCAAGAACACGGACACCCCGGAGAUGUCCGAGGUGUACUGCCCCAGCUGCGAGGAUCCGUCCAACGAGUCGCCCGCCUGUCUGGCCAAGAUGCCCGACAAGCGGCCCACCCGUCUCAAGCCCAAGACCAGCAUUCUGAGCGUGGAGAGCGAGCUGCUGGUGGGCAAACGAAACAGUUUCAGGCUUCCAUCGGACACCAAGCGCAAGCAGCAGGGCGGAAGCAUCACCAGGAGCGCCUCCUUGAGCGCCGCUGAUCGCAGGACCAGCCUUCCGGUGUCCACCAAAAAGAUCAUACCCCCAAGACUGCGCACGGCCAGGGCCAAGGAUCAGGAGAAGGACAAAGAUAAGGAUAAGGACAAAAAUAAGGAGAACGACAAGAAGUCCUCGAAUCAGAAGGUCAACGGCUCAGCGUCAAACUUUCUAGCCAAGAUGUCACCAAAGCGACUUAGAAACGGCAAGGAUAAGGAAAAGGAAAGCGACAAGGAGAAGGAAAAGGACAAGGGCAAUUCGAGCGCUGCAACCAAAAACAAAUCUGUCGAUAAUAACAACACAAAGCCAGAGGCCUCCAAAACUGAGGAGUACGAAAUCGCCGAUGAUGCUACCUCCCUGAAUGGCAGUGAAUCGGAAGGAGCCGGAGCCGCUAAGAUGGCCAUUUUGAGUGAAAGUGAAAGCAAGCUUAUGAUCAGUGUCCGUGGUCGUGAGGAGCUGCCGGUGGUGGAGUCCCCCAAGACCCCAAUAUCUCAAAAACUCUUUGAGAAGUGCGUCCGGCUGCCAGUGGAAGUGGAGAACCAUCCACUGCAGCCAAACGAGAACAACGAGUACGAGGAGACACAUGCGAGCAAGGUGAUUUCGCCCACGGAACUAACGCCCAUGCUGGAUGUGGCCAAUGGUAAUCAGGAGGCCACGAGUGCCACGCUCCCGCGGACAGCCAAGCAGGCCCAUGUCAGCAAGAUGCUUCAUUUGGUGCCCAAGCGCCGAACUCCCGAUGGCACCACCAUCUACUACUGGUGUGACGUGCCCAAGAAGGCACUUAAAGAACUCGACGACGGCGCCUACAACCCCCUGUGGACCAGUCGAGGCUUCACGCAAUCCUUUCAUUUCUGGAAGGAGAACAGAAGACAGCAGUCGACGCCGCUCAAUGCAUUCCUCACCUAUGUGACACUGCCCUGGUGGAGCAUUGCAAAGGAUCUCUUGGAUCACCGGGAAACGCCUAUUCUGACCUUUUAGUAUUAACUUAAUUUGCAAUUGUGAUUAAUGCCCCUAUGCUUUAUAGUCCUCACAUGUACUCCCAUACUAACCGAUCGAAUGCCAACAGUGUGAUCAGUCCUAGUUUGAUUAAUCAGUAUAUUUGCUUUGUUCUCGACCAACGUUGAGUUUCCUAAAGCGGAUCCUCGUGGAUCAAACUACUUGGUGAGCGCAGAGCCAACCUACAAAUUUAUAAACUACGAACUACGAUAGUGAAUACUGUUACCGAAGAUAUGGAAAUAUAUAAUUGUAAUAUUAUUUGUAAAUUGUACGGCAACAUUUAUACCACGAAAUAUAAACCAAAUAGAAAAGGAA
This is a messenger RNA of Drosophila ficusphila, 3495 nucleotides long. RefSeq lists its product as uncharacterized. The record is from RefSeq and is a predicted model, not a curated record. The transcript has 7 exons. NCBI's taxonomy places the organism in Eukaryota, Metazoa, Arthropoda, Insecta, Diptera, Drosophilidae. The coding region runs from base 493 to 3162 and encodes 889 amino acids.